CCCCCCCUUUCUUUCUUCACCCACACAGCGCGUCCAGCAGCCAUCCGCUCCUUUCUCAACCUUCCCGGCGUCACAGCCUUCCACUCUUUUGAAUCAGUUCAACAACUGCAAACGCCACCUUCAAUCGGUCGGUCGUUUUUAAGUUUACCAGACCUAUUACAACCUUUUGGCUGCGGUCGCGCCUUCUUUUACAUUACCGACCUCGUUUCGUUAAACCUGUCGAUUGCGGAGCGGUCUUGGCCGAAGCGCAUCACAUCGCCGUCAUAAAUCAGACAAAAUGCAGUUCAAGAGCAUCUUCGCCGUCCUCGCCACUGGCCUGUCCCUGGUCGCCGCCCAGGAGAGCGACAGCACCGUCACCUCUACCCAGACGCUGACCAGGACGGUCACCAUCACCGAGUGCAACCCGACGGUCACCAACUGCCCCGGCCGCACCUCCACCUCCACGUCGACCACCACGUCGACCACCACCACCACCAGCAGCAGCAGCUGGGCGUCGUUCCCUCUGUCCAACUCGACGAGCACCGUCGGUCCCACCGCCAGCUCCUCCUUCAUCUUCACCACCUCGACCGCCCUCGUCGUCCCGCCCUCGAGCUCGGGUGUCGAGGUCCCUCCGUCCGAGACGACGUCCAGCUCGCCCUCGAUCCCCACCGCCGCCGCCGCGGGCCUCUAUGUCCAGCCCGCCAUGCUUCUCGGUGUCCUGGGCGCCGCCGGUGUUGCUCUCCUGGCCUAAACGAACGUAGCCACUCUGUUCUCAAGAUGCGCGCUUCGAGAGGGACGGGUGGGAGGCUCAAGACUCAUCUGGCGUUGACGAUUUUAUACCCAUGAAUACAAGCUUUAUUUUUGAAACUCUUUGCUUCUCUGCCACCUUACUUGAUUCUCCGGGGAUGAGACGUUUGGGGCUUUUUGAUUGGAAGUAACACCUUGAAAGGUGUGGAAAAAGGGUGGGGGAACGGGAUUCAAUAUUACGAGGCAACUCGCCAACCAUUUCCUUUGAUUUUUGAUCAUCUUCGAGCGGGAUACCGGCCGGCAUGUUGGACAAUAGACUAUGACAUGCCUUUGUUGGCAUGGCUUGGGCAUCAUGGCGCCUGAGUUUCUGACCCGAGUUCUUUGUAGUGCUGCAGCUCGCACACAAGUGCUUGGUAACGAAUUGAAGGAUGAAAGAAACAUUCCGCCGGUC
Messenger RNA from Thermothelomyces thermophilus ATCC 42464, 1177 nucleotides. RefSeq lists its product as uncharacterized. The transcript has a single exon. Lineage: Eukaryota; Fungi; Ascomycota; Sordariomycetes; Sordariales; Chaetomiaceae. The coding region runs from base 278 to 730 and encodes 150 amino acids. The record is from RefSeq and is a predicted model, not a curated record.